Bathycoccus prasinos is the source of this 1308-nucleotide messenger RNA. RefSeq lists its product with no specific name. Bases 1 to 1308 code for a protein of 435 amino acids. Gene Ontology annotation, biological process: activation of GTPase activity. Lineage: Eukaryota; Viridiplantae; Chlorophyta; Mamiellophyceae; Mamiellales; Bathycoccaceae. The transcript has 2 exons. The record is from RefSeq and is a predicted model, not a curated record. Gene Ontology annotation, molecular function: GTPase activator activity.
AUGUCGACCAGCGGCGGAUACGGUGGUAAAACCAUCGUCGUCACCACAGCGGCAGUUGGUGCGUUCGUUGCCACCGUCGGCGCCGUGUUUGCGUACACCAACAGCGAAGAGUACCAAUCUUCUUCCUCCUCUUCUUCUUCUUCCUCAUCGAAUUGGAAAAGAAAAAUCCUCGACUCGUUUUUAACGACCUCUUCGUACGUGACGAAUAAAGCGAGUCAAAUGAAAUCCGAACACCGAAGAAGAGAGAAGAAAAUGCUCACGACUCAAAUGUGGUUCGAUGGAUGCGACGAGUCAGGCCGUAUUGUAAACCCAGAGGCCAUGAGGAAGAUUAUCAUCGAAGGCGGUAUCGAAUCCGCGUUGCGUCAAGAAGUGUACCCGUUCUUGUUGAACAUAAGGGACCCGAAGGACUCCGCGGUGGAAGUUGAACAGGCGAAACAGAUGCGGAAAGUCAAAUACGACGCGUUGAGGAAACGAUGUAAAGAGCUGGAACUGAUGAUGAAGAGUGGAAAGGCGUAUAGUAAAGACUCGUUACCUCCGAGAGAUUUGGGCGUCUUCACGGAAAAUGCCCCUGUAAUCAAAGCGGAUGCGCCGAGAACGACUUUUGUAUACGGAGAAUUCGCGGCAACGUACGACGCGUGCGACGACGCGAAUACCGCCGCGCUAUUAGAAAAGGAUUUGAACGUUUUGAGUAGUGGUGAUAAAAAGAAUAGUAAGAAAAAAUCAUGGGAAGUAGUGCAGACACAGCGGUGUCGGAAAAUCUUGGAAGCUUUCGCGCUUUAUGAUCCAACAGUUGGGUAUUGUCAAGGAAUGAACGAGUUGGCGGCUGGAUUUUUACGAGACUGCGUGGAUGAAUCCGAAGCGUUUUGGUGCUUCGCGCAUUUUACUUCCGGAGCGUUUAGAAGUCAUUUUGUCAUCUCCGGACAUGCGCAUUUAGACGGCGGCAUUUCAGAACGCUUGCUCGCUUUGUCGACAAUUUUUCAAAUAUGCGAUAAACCGCUUUGGAAACAUCUCCACUCUUUGAAUAGCGAGAACUGCAUGUUUGCAUUUCGAUCGGUUGUUGUGUUACUUUCGCGUGAAUUGGACGUCUCUUCAACGAUAUUUCUUUGGGACGUGUUGAUGGCGACGAGAGAUUUCGCCCCAACUGCUGAAGCGACGGCGAUGUCGGCGGCUGCGGCGGUGUACGAAGAACGUAACAAUUCACAAUUCGAUGGCGACUCAGACAUUUUAGAAGUUUUAACGGUCGGUGGAGGACGAUUGUUUUUACACGUCGUAGCAGCUGCGUUUCUAGAAAUGCGGCACACUGUGUAG